ACAACCAGUUGUACUAGUUGUUUCGUCCCGUGAUCUUCCGGACCUUCAAGCUCAGUCUACAACUCAACAGAGUGCGGCUGUGCCACCUCCGCCACGUGCACCUUCAGUCAGGAUACUUGGUGAUAAUGCAGUGGAAUCGUCAGAGGAGGAGGAGGGAUCGAGCACUUCGGAAGAUGAUGGAGAAAAACGACCAAGUGAGGGCUUAGCUUUAGGUAUACAACAGCACCCUACAAUUAUAUCUACAACAAGUAAAAGUACAACUAAGCCUUCAAGAACAUCAUUGUCCUUGACAUUCGACGAGGAAGUGAGUGGGAGUGCUACCAAUAAAAACAGAAAGACGUGGUCUGGUGGCGCAUCUGCACAUCAAUCUACAACUAGCGGAAUGUCGAGCAGGCCUUACGGAGGAUCGAGUCGGCAAGACGACAGCAAAGGGCUUCUAGAGAGGUUGUUUAUCGCUGACCAGCAAGCAUCCGUUACGUUGGAGGCAAGAACUAUCGUUCGUCCUAAUUAAAAUUCUCGAUUGUUCCUUUCAACUUCAAGCAUUUACUGAUUGAUGAAGAUAUCCCAUCUCGUCACCUGGUCUUAAUCUGAUAUGCAUCCGUAUUUUCUAGUUCCGAGGAGGGCAGAUGGAUGGGAAUGAAUAGUAACCACAUAAUUGAGGACCGUCUUCUAAGUCCCUGAGGAGUGCAGGAGGACCUGAUGAAUCCGUCGCAGUGCCGUCACAGCUCUCAAGCGGCGUCUAUGAGGGCAGCCUGCGAGACACCAUGUCCGCGUUUAUUGCCGGGCAGUCUACCAUGAUGCGUCAAGACAGUAUGGCGAGGUUAACGAACCAGCUACUUCCACCUGGAUCUUCUCAGGCGGAAACCACUACUAAUAAACGCGAAAAGAGCCUCCUCCAACGCGUUGUCGAACGUCAGCAGACUGCAGUUGAUACUAGAACAAGUCGACGCUCUUCUAGUUCUAGCUCUGCUUCUCAACAAGAAGUUGUAGAUGAUGUUCUUGUGGCAGGAGAUGAACGAGAGAUGAAAAGCGAGAAAAGUGAAGUAGAUCAUGUUCUCGAAACGUCCACUCGGGAUUCGAUAUUGCGGGACUCAAAUCGCGCAAGCAGUAAUAUGAGGAAUUCGGCAACGAGUAGGAGGAGUACUUCGAGCAAUCAUCUUCAAUUAAGGCUUGAGGAAAUCCAUCUUUCCCAGCAUCCUGGUCCCGUUUCGUAGGGUCAAACGGGCACCAAGAUGCACUUCAAGAUGGAUUUCUGCUAGUUCUAAUUCAAGAUCUUCAUGCUGUAGUUGUUGCACCUCCAGGUCCAGGAGUAGAGGAAGUGGGCCGGGUCAUGCCAGAGAGUGAUCUGGAUGGUUCUGGCAAAGGCAAAAGCAAGGCAGCUGCUUUUGCAUCAAGUCGAACGGAGUCGCUUCUGAGGAUGACUCGACAAUUAUCAGCAGGAACACUGGA
Amoebophrya sp. A25 is the source of this 1449-nucleotide messenger RNA. NCBI's taxonomy places the organism in Eukaryota, Dinophyceae, Syndiniales, Amoebophryaceae. The record is from the annotation of a GenBank genome assembly.